GGAAAUAAGUGAGUAAAAUGGUAGAGCAAAACAAAGUGAGCUUAUAUGGAAUAUGGGCUAGCCCAUUUGUUAAGACGGUGGAAUUUGCUCUCAAAGUGAAGGGUAUACCCUAUGAAUAUCUGGAAGAAGAUUUGUGGAACAAAAGUCCAUUGCUCCUCAAGUUCAAUCCUAUUCAUAAGAAGGUUCCUGUACUUUUUCAUAACGGGAAAGCCAUUGCUGAGUCUCUUUUGAUCAUCGAGUAUAUUGAUGAAACCUGGAAAACUGACCCUCAACUUUUACCAGAAAAUCCAUAUGAAAGAUCCCAAAUUCGCUUCUGGGCAAGCUAUAUGCACCAGGUGUUCUGGGCCUUGGCGGUAGUGGUUAAAACCAGUGGAGAAGCACAAGAGAAAGCCAUCAAGGAAAUGUUUGAGAAAUUAAUAUUACUUGAAGAGGGACUCAAGGGUUUGUUCCCAGACGGCUAUGUUGCAUCAGCUGAUGAGUUUAGCAAAAAUGUACUAGAGUGGAUCAUGUUUGCAUUCUUUAGCUCGUAUGAAGCUGUGCAUGAAGUUCUUGGCAUAAAUGUUACUGAUCCUGAGAAGACUCCACUGUUAUUUUCCUGCAUAACAGCUCUGAUGGAGAUACCUGAGGUGAAAGAGUCAUGUUACCCUCAUGAAAAGAUGGUGGCCUUCCUGAAGUCCUUGAGAGAAUAUGCCCUCAAGACUACUACAGCUUGAAUGUAAUACACAUAAUGUCGUUCGGUUUGCUUCUUCUUGUGAAAUUUGAUUUUGUAUGUGUCGGUGAAAAAGAUGCACAUUCCUCGUAAAAGGGUGGUGGCAUCCCUCAAGCUCUUUACAGAUUAUGGACUACUAUCAGUACUGUAAAACGUAUUUGCUACUUUGUUAUGAUCAUUAUAAGAAUGCUAUUGCAAUGCAACGUAGACAAGUUAUUUGCCUUUG
This is a messenger RNA of Fragaria vesca subsp. vesca, 935 nucleotides long. RefSeq names its product glutathione S-transferase U10-like. Gene Ontology annotation, molecular function: glutathione transferase activity. Bases 18 to 713 code for a protein of 231 amino acids. NCBI's taxonomy places the organism in Eukaryota, Viridiplantae, Streptophyta, Magnoliopsida, Rosales, Rosaceae. Gene Ontology annotation, biological process: glutathione metabolic process. The transcript is spliced from 2 exons. The record is from RefSeq and is a predicted model, not a curated record. Gene Ontology annotation, cellular component: cytoplasm.